Molecule: messenger RNA, 1798 nt
Organism: Exophiala mesophila
Lineage: Eukaryota; Fungi; Ascomycota; Eurotiomycetes; Chaetothyriales; Herpotrichiellaceae
Exons: 2
Coding region: 377-1615 (412 amino acids)
Molecular function (GO): oxidoreductase activity; FMN binding
Source: RefSeq, a predicted model, not a curated record
GGACAGUCCUCUAGCUCUGUUCUCUAAUGAAUGUCUUCUCAUUCCAUAUUCUGAGUACUGACGCGGAAAAAUAAUCUCGGGUGAUGGCUGGAAAGCCACAGUCUGGAGUAUAUCUAUGUAUUGAAGGCUCUCAUGCAUUUUUCACGUUUCCCGCGGUAAAGUCAACACAUCCAUGCAUGUACAAGGGCGCAGACCAAUGCUCGAGCCUUUGAAACAUUCACAUCUUCUCACUUCCCUCCCAUACCCUUGAUAAUAUACUCUCCAUGACCAUGGUUUACUCUUGUUUCAAUUUUCCUUGACAGUCUAAUUGAAUUCUUUCUUAUUAUAACCUCCAGAUUUAUGCGACAGCGGCCCGAGUCUAGAUAUCAUUUCAAGCAUGUCUGCUGGAGCCCCUGUCCCAAUCUCUAUCCCAAUUUCCAACCCUCAAGACAUGGUCUUAUGCGUCGAUGACAUCAAAAAGAAAGCCGAUGAAAUCCUCCCGCUCGUCAUUAGAGACUUCAUCAACGAUGGCUCCACUCAUCAGACGACCAUUGCCGAGAACUCAUCUGCGUUUGGCAAAUACCGACUACGGUCUCGCGUGCUGGUCGAUGUGUCAGACCUGGAUACUUCGACGAUAUGUCUCGGACGAAGAGUCAAGUUCCCACUAGGUCUAGCACCCUCAGGCCUCCACGGACUGGUGCAUACAGAUGCUGAAGCAGCAACAAGUCGAGCAGCCGCCGCCAUGAACGUCAAUAUGGGAAUCUCGAGCUACGCAAACCUCCCGACGGAAGAGAUCAUCCGUGCAGCAAAAACAUCACCAGUAGCAGCGACCGAUACUGGCCGCGCCGACGACACCCUACCCAUCAGUUUCGCACAGCAAAUGUACACGAUGCGCGACAAAGCCCUACAAACACGCAUCCUACGCAAAGCCCAAUCCGCAGGCUGCAGUGCCAUAUUCCUCACCGGCGACUCGCCCGUUCUGGGAGUACGGUAUAACGAAUGGCGACACGACUUUCGCACACCAGAGGGUCUACACUGGCCGAUCCUAGAACGCACUUCGGAACAGAUUCGAAACACUACCCAUGACGGAGGAUUCACGGCCUUUAAUGACGAUUCUCACAGUUGGGCUCGUGAUAUUAAGUGGUUCCGUGACCGGAUUACUAGCACCAGCACCAGCACCACCACUAGUAGCAAUCCUGCAAUGGAAAUCUGGGUCAAAGGUGUUCUCACGGCCGAAGACACUGAAUUAGCUAUCCAGCAUGGCUGUGAUGGUAUCAUUGUGAGUAAUCACGGCGGACGACAGCUCGAUGGUGUUCCUGCUACGCUUGACGCGCUCGUCGAAUGUGUUGAUGCCGCUGCGGGGAGGAUUCCUAUCCAUUUCGACGGUGGGGUUCGUCGUGGCUCUGAUAUCUUUAUUGCUCUUGCUCUCGGCGCUGAGUAUGUCUGGGUAGGGCGACCGGUGCUCUGGGCUCUCGCCUAUAAUGGCCAGAAAGGCGUCGAGAAGAUGUUGCAGCUGCUCUAUGAUGAAUUUCGUAGAUGUAUGGCGCUUUGUGGAUGUCGUCGUGUCAAGGAUAUAAAUAGAUCGUGUUUGAAUCGUAUGGGUGUGGAUGGGGUUCUGAGGAGACUUGACGGAUAAAAUAAUGUAAGUAGAUACGAUCAACUCUUCAAUUUCUCAAGGAUAAAAUAUACGUAGCGAGUAGCAGCUGCAACUAACGCUAAGUCGCCUACAGAGCUCUAGGCAUCACUCCUAUAUACUCUCUCUAGCCUCCAGGGCACUCUCUCCAGGGCACUCUCUCCAGGGCACUCUCUCCAGGGCACU